This is a messenger RNA of Pseudophryne corroboree (corroboree frog), 1685 nucleotides long. It is a transcript of the gene MBD4, whose product is annotated as methyl-CpG binding domain 4, DNA glycosylase. The record is from RefSeq and is a predicted model, not a curated record. Gene Ontology annotation, cellular component: nucleus. Gene Ontology annotation, biological process: DNA repair. The transcript is spliced from 8 exons. Lineage: Eukaryota; Metazoa; Chordata; Amphibia; Anura; Myobatrachidae. Gene Ontology annotation, molecular function: pyrimidine-specific mismatch base pair DNA N-glycosylase activity; DNA binding. Bases 34 to 1548 code for a protein of 504 amino acids.
GCAUGCGCAGAGCCCAGCGAGCACUCACGGCGCAUGCGCAGGCAGGGUGCUCAGGCUUGUCACAUGAUCCAGCAGAAAUCUAACAUGGCGGCCCCCAUGUUGGGCAGGAAUCCAUCUUCUGACCCAGAAGAGGCAGAGAUUAUAGGUUACCAGGACACGUCACAGCAAGAAUUACACAGCAAUAAGUUUUCCACAGAUAUCGAGUCAGGCGUCCUGGAAACACUUCCCGGGGGCUGGAAAAAAAUAAUAACACAGAGACGAACGGGGAAAACGGCAGGAAAAUAUGACCUGUUAUUUGUAAGCCCUCAAGGAACCAAGCUUAGAUCAAAAUGUGCUCUUAAAAAAUAUUUGCGUUCCAAUCAUGUCAAGAUAAAACUUGAAGAAUUCGAUUUUUUAGUUCCUUCUCGGAGGCCAUUAAUAAAGCACGAAAGGAAUAUGGCAGGCGAGGAAAUAGAAACCGCAGGCAACAAGGAGGUUCAAGGAGACAGACCGAUGUCCAUCACAUGUCUGCCAGGAAAACUCAAGGUAGAGGCUUUAAAUAAUACUGUUAUGAUACAAAAUACAGAAGAGAAUAUAUUUCCUGUGGAUGAAAAAGAAAAGAAUGUUGUUGUAAAGAAAGAUGUUGGCAGGAAAAGAAUGAGAAGUCACAGACGGAUGUCUGAUAGGGAUCUGAAAGAUGCGGACAGAGUUCUAAAGCCAAGAAAGUAUAAUUCUCCUAAACAAGGGGUGCAGAUUAAAUGGAGAAAGAACAAUAAAAGGACCAGUAUAAGGGAAAAGUCCAAAGAAGAGGAAUCCCAUGAACCAGACGUGGUAGUCAGUUCUUUGUUACCAAUCCUAAGCCAAGUGCUUGCCUGUAAUAAGACAGAUGACACUGCGGACGCUUAUGAGACAGUACUGGCACCCACAGGUGAUCCGACAGAUUUGUGUCCUUCCCAGCAGCUGCUUGACACUGAGACGAAGGAAGCAGCAAGUGAUCACCAUCAGGAGGACAAUGACGCUCAAGAUGGAGAUUCCAUCCCAAGGUCACAAGCGGAGAAGAGAAAAACCAGCCACUAUUUCUCCAAAAAUGCCACCAAGGAAGCUCUGGAACCACCUAGAAGAAAAGCUUUCUCCAAGUGGACCCCUCCUCGUUCUCCUUUCAAUUUAGUCCAGGAAACACUGUUUCAUGAUCCAUGGAAACUUCUCCUAGCAACCAUUUUCCUGAACAAGACCUCAGGGAAAAUGGCGAUACCGGCCCUGUGGCGGUUCCUGGAGAGAUACCCGAACGCCGAGGUGGCCAGAGUUGCCGCAUGGGAGGAGAUGUCGGAGCUUUUGCAGCCGCUGGGGCUCUAUAAACUUAGAGCAAAGACCAUUGUCAGGUUUUCAGAUGAGUAUCUCACAAAGAAAUGGCGCUAUCCUAUUGAGCUUCAUGGAAUCGGAAAGUACGGCAAUGAUUCCUAUCGCAUCUUCUGUGUGAAUGAGUGGAAGAAGGUGCAGCCAGAAGACCAUAAGCUGAAUGAGUACCACGCCUGGUUAUGGGAGAACAAGGAACAGCUCGGCUUGGACUAAUCAACUUGUCCCAUUUGUUGCUUUUAUUGUCAUUUUACUGCGUCUUAUCAUGUUGUCUUUGUACAUAAAUUAUCACAUGACCUGGAUUUUCUAUGCACGUUUUUAUGUUUAUGGAUUUUUAUAAGAUAAACUGUAAA